CUACAACUCUGAAACCUUCAUCUGCAACUUCUGAAACAUCACCAUGUCUCUAGUUGUGGCUCUGUUGUUGACACACUGUGUGUACUCUGCUUUUGGAGCAUCUGUCAGCGGUGACGUCAUGGAGGUGCAAACAGUCUCAGGUGAAGAUUGUCCCCUGCGAUGCACGGCCAGAAAUAAGCCAGGGGUCGACUACAGCGCAGUGAGAUGGUACAAGCAGCUCGACAAUACUGAGACUCGUCGUCUCCGAGGCCUGCUGACCCGAGACCUUCCCAACGGCACCACCAGGUGGUACACCAGCGUGGAGCGGCAGGUGGAGCUGAUGGGUGACACCUUAGACAUCUACCUGCCCAACGUGACCUGCGCUGACAGCGGCGUGUACGUGUGUCACCUGGCGGCACCCGUGGGAGAGCAGAACCAGGAAGGGCAGGUUCUCCUCACUCUCGCAGAUUGUUUUGACAGCUCAGAAGAAAUCAUGAUGACCGACACUUUCCUGGUCAUUUUUGCCUCCGUGGUGCUGAUGUGUGCAUUCAUCAUUUUCCUUAUAAGCUAUGGAAGCCUGAAAAACGUCGUCCAAGGCGGAAACAAAGCGACACAAAAAGAAGUUUUACUGAAUGCUCCGCUGAAGCCGCUGGAAAAAAAGGACUUAAAGUUGAUUUAUACUUUGGGCCCAAAUGUGUCUAAAAAGCCGUCUUUAAAGCACAUAUGUGUCUAAAAGGUACAUCGCUGGGAAUCAUCUCUUUUAUGAGCUCAAUAUACAAAUAUGUGAACACAUGAAGAGUGACUUUACGGCCCCUUAAACACCACAACCAACAUGCAAAACCUCAACAAAGGACAAGAACCAGCCCCUGAACUGUUCAUAGAAAUGUGGAUUUUCCUCCCAGGACGGGUCAAACAUCAGCUGGACUUUGAGCUGGUUCUUGAAUCCUGCAGAGAGUCCAUCACGAAAGAGGGCCGCUGCCGCCAUCGGGGGGGCCGAACUCACCUGCAAGGAGGCCCCCUAUUGGUCGAGAGGAGAUGCUGCGCCCCUUAAUAGUUUGUUUUAUAGUUAUAUAUGACUUCCAUACACAUCCAAAAAGCCUCUCCAUGCUGUGAUGUUGUGCAACCAUGUAGAUUUUUUUAUAUAGAGACUUUUUUUGGAAAUGAAAAAAGUCAUAAAAGCAACAAAAAAAAAAGUCAUGUAAUAUCCUCCAAUAAUUCUCUCUAGGCUUUAAAUUAUGAAUCUCCAAGUAUUUCAGUCAGUGCUCUAUAAAGGGUUAAUGUCCACCAGAGGGAGAAAGGUAUUAUAUUAAAGCUUAACAUGUUGAUUGCACUUAAAAGUCUUUUCUCGGGUAGAAAAAAGACAUCCUGAUAACGUCGCCUUCUCACUUUAAAACAUAUUUUAAAAAUCAUAGCAGCUCAGAAAAAGAGGAGGAGAGAAAAUAUAAAAAAAACAAGCAAGAAACAAAACUGUGAAGAUGCUUUAAACUUUUAUAGAAACUCUCUCUUAUUGGGUUUCUGCAAAAAAAAUCCGAAAUUUAUGAAAGCUAAAAAAAAAAAAAAGAUGUGCUUAAACUACUGAUUUUAUUCUCCGGAGUCAAACAUGUACUUUACCGUCCUGAUGUUGAUCUUUAUUCUUUAUAUGGAGGACUAGAAACAGGAGCGCUGCCACUUAUUUACCUGUGAUCUUAAAUGUAGCAACAACCCAAAAAUCAUGAUUUAAAGAUUACAGAUAACUUUAUUGUCAUUGUGCAGAACUUGAAAUUCAGUCGAACUCAAGACCGGACUUGUAUAUAAAAUAAAGAAUAAAUGAAUAAAUGCUCUCAUCUCUACAGCAGACGGACCAAACACUUUCAGUUUUAUUAAUGCAAAAAUGAUGUCUGACUUCAUUUAACCCUCCUGUUGUCCUCGAGUCAAGGAAGGAAGGGAGGAAGGAGGAAGGAAGGAAAGGAGGAAGGAAA
Messenger RNA from Scomber scombrus (Atlantic mackerel), 1937 nucleotides. It is a transcript of the gene cd83, whose product is annotated as CD83 molecule. The coding region runs from base 44 to 712 and encodes 222 amino acids. The record is from RefSeq and is a predicted model, not a curated record. NCBI's taxonomy places the organism in Eukaryota, Metazoa, Chordata, Actinopteri, Scombriformes, Scombridae. The transcript has 5 exons.